UUCAUUUUUUUUUUUACGGGUCUUCGCUUUAUUGUAACGUAUUUGAUGAGUGUUUCAUUCGCGUGUAAGUUUAUUCGACGAACGAAAUCCGAAUAAUUGAUUUAUCUAUAUUAUAGACAUUUUGUAAGUUAGGUACAAAAUCAUCAGAUUUAUUAGUUUAUACGGUGCGCGUCGUAUUUAACUACUAGUAGUUUGAUAACAGGUGUAGUACCUAAAUAAUAAUCGUAACUUCUAUAAAAUGAUUGAAGAUUAUUUCAUACAAAACGGACAAGGAAAUAAGUCGACUGCCAAACCAAGUUACUAUAAAGGUCCUAAACAUGAAUCGCUGAAAUAUAUGACCGUUGGACAUUUGAUCGACGAAGCAGCAGAAAAAUACCCGAACAGAGAAGCUAUAGUUUCUGUACACCAAAACAGAAAAAUUACAUUUUCGGAUCUUAAGCAUGAGGUAGACGAAUUAGCUGCCGGUCUUUUGGAAAUCGGAAUGAAACCAGGCGAUCGGUUAUGUUUAAUGGGUUCGAAUUCGGUAGAAUGGGAAAUCACACUAUUAGCGUCGAUUAAAGCCGGAAUGAUUGCGGUAAAUAUAAAUCCAUUGUACAUGAAAAACGAACUCCACCAUUGUCUUAGCAAAGUCGACGCGAAAAUGCUGAUCGCCCUCGAGUUUCACCCGAACCAAAACUAUUACGAGCUGCUGAAAAAUAUUGUUCCGGAAAUCGCCCAGCAACCUUAUGGUAAACCAGUUACUACCAGACACUUACCGAAUUUGGAGUUCAUAGUGAUGAAUACAGAAAAAAACUUACCCGGAGUCAUUAAAUAUUGGGACGUGUGCCAAUCAGGCACAAUAAAAUCAACGUCAUACUUGAAAAAAAUUAACCGCGAACUGAAUCCUCAUGCAAUUUGCAAUAUACAAUUUACUUCGGGGACAACUGGUGCGCCGAAGGGGGCGUGUCUGACUCAUAACAAUGUCGUGAACAACUCGUAUUUCUAUAGCAAGAGGAUGCUGCUGAUGGAAAAGGAACACCGAAUAUUGUUGCAAGUUCCAUUCUUUCACACUUUUGGGACUGUAGUCGGUAUUAUGGCGAGUUUAAAUAGUGGCAGCGCACUGAUACUGCCAGCAUUUGGUUACAAACCUAUCGAGUCUGCUAGGGCCAUCCUCGCCGAAAAGUGUACAAUAUUGUACGGGACACCAACAAUGUACAUUGAUUUGAUAAACGCUUCCAAGGAACUAUUGGAUCAAGGGCAUACGUUUACUACACCUGAAAUUGGGUUAUGCGCAGGAGCGCUGUGUUCACCAAAUUUAUUCAAACAAAUUAAAACCACAUUCAAUCUCAAAAGACUCGCGUCGAUCUACGGCAUGACAGAAGCUAGUCCCAUAGUGUUCCUUUCGAAUGCCGACGAGUCUGAGCACACGUCGUUAACUACAGUUGGUCAAGUGCUCGAUCACUCUGAAGUUAAAGUUGUGGACAAAAAUGGGAUCACUGUACCGAUGGGCAGACCAGGGGAGGUUUGGUUCAAGGGCUACAACGUCAUGCCCGGCUACUGGAACGACGAGGAAAUGACGAAGAAGGCAAUAGACGACGGCUGGCUUAGAUCUGGUGAUAUUUUAAUCUUGAACGAAGAUGGUUAUGGCGUGGUCACUGGCAGGAUUAAAGACAUCAUCAUCAGAGGCGGUGAAAACAUACAACCACAAGCCAUCGAAUACUUCUUGGAGUCUCAUCCGGAAAUUAUCCAAGCACAGGUGUUUGGAAUACCAGACGAGAGACUCGGCGAAGUAGUAUGCGCUGCUAUAACGAUUACAAAAGGAUCCACUGUUGACGAAGAAACCGUAAAAAAUUAUUGCAAUGGCAACAUCGCAAGAUUUAAAGUUCCGAACCACGUUUUGAUCAUGGAUGACUUUCCGAAAACUGUCUCUGGCAAAAUUCAAAAGUUUAGACUUCGGGACAUCAUGCAGGAUUAUAUAAGAAAUAUGAAAAAUCUCCAAUGAUAUAUAUUUUUGGCUCGGCCGCGCUUAUUAGAGUGAAUAUUAUUAAUAUUAGUCUUAUAGCAAUUUUUAUCGGAAACACCUAUAGCUGCAAAUUAUGUGUUUUUUUGAGUUCAUAGAGAGAGUGUGUACGGUCGUUGAUUGACGAUGAUGGUCAUUGUUGAAACAUCAAAAAGAUAGUUGCAUAAUAUUAUGAACACACGAAGUAUAAUUAUUUAGUUUUACAUAUAUUAUUACGUUGUAUACCACAAAUGAUGUGUAUUUAAAUACAGUUAAAUAUUGUAUUGUAAUAUAACAAUAAUAUAAUAUAAUAUACGUAUGAGAUCUAUUGUGUA
Molecule: messenger RNA, 2313 nt
Organism: Acyrthosiphon pisum (pea aphid)
Lineage: Eukaryota; Metazoa; Arthropoda; Insecta; Hemiptera; Aphididae
Product: acyl-CoA synthetase family member 2, mitochondrial
Exons: 13
Coding region: 239-1981 (580 amino acids)
Biological process (GO): fatty acid metabolic process
Molecular function (GO): medium-chain fatty acid-CoA ligase activity
Source: RefSeq, a predicted model, not a curated record